AUCUCCUAUCACAAACCGAUGGUUAGUCGGUCUCCUAUCACAAACCUUCUGAAAUUCUUUGGAAACUGCUAACAAAAAAGUUGAAAAAAAAAAUAAAUUCUUUGGAAACUGCUAACAAAAAAGUUGAAAAAAAAAACAAAUUUUUUGGAAACUGCUAACAAAAAAAAAAACGAUGAAAAUAUUCUAUACUAUAGCCCUUCUCCUCUUGCUGCCUGUCGCGCCUCUGGUGGUCCAGGGAUCUCGUGGACUACCGGAAUGCUAUGGCAGCUUCUAUACCGAUGACGACAACUCCUGUGACGAACAGCAAGAGCCGCUUGAAGACGAUUCCGACAUCGUUUCGUGUGAUCCUGGGAGUGCCAUGACCGAUGAGCCGCCACAGGAUGCCUCCUCUUUCAGUUCCAGCAACUCUUGCAAGAACUCUGGCCAGAGACUGGGACCAAAUGCUGCGGCUGCAGCCAUAGCCCAGAAUGCCGCCGAGGUGGCAAAGGCCGCCAAUGAGGCACAGGCCGGUGCUGCAGAAGAUGCCGCCAAACUGGUCAAAACGCAACUGGCGGAGAAGGCAAUGCAGGCAGCCCGUGUCGUCAAUGCGGUGCUGGAGGGCAAGGAGGCGAUCUUCGAGAGCUUCCAGCGGCAGCUACGCGAGGCCGAGGAUGCGGUCCGCCAGGUGAGCGCCUCCCUGGUGAUCAGCGGGGCGAAUGCCCAGAGCGCCAGUGCGGCUAGCACAUGCGCCGACGCCCAGAAGGGACGCAUCAAGAUUAUCAUCAGAGACGCCAUGGCCAGGCUCGUCGACAUCGAUGCCCUCGACAAGCAGGUGAUCGCCGAUCUCCGGGAAAAGUUCGAAAUGGUGGCCAAGGCCAAAGAGCGGGCCAAACGUCUCGAGCGCGAGCUAGUUUCGGCCAUCGAGGAGUGCGAGAAGAUGACGCUGGCCGUCAAACAGGCAGCCACUGCGGCUGCAGAGGCCCGACAAAAGACUGCAGAGGCCCGACAAAAGGUUGCAGAGGCCCGACAAAAGCUCGAAGCCGCGGCAUCCACACCCAAGGGGCAACAAGAGGCCAGAGCCUAUAUUAAAGGUAUUCUUGCGCUCUAUGACCAGCGCCGCCACCAACGUGAAGCCAAGAUGCUGCAACAGAAGCAACAUAUUUAAAUUGAUUUGCUUCUUCCUUUGACAUUUGAUGUUCCCCUGAAUUUGUUAUUAAAGUUUAUUUC
This is a messenger RNA of Drosophila miranda, 1206 nucleotides long. RefSeq lists its product as uncharacterized. The coding region runs from base 173 to 1144 and encodes 323 amino acids. The record is from RefSeq and is a predicted model, not a curated record. Lineage: Eukaryota; Metazoa; Arthropoda; Insecta; Diptera; Drosophilidae. The transcript has a single exon.